Molecule: messenger RNA, 2358 nt
Organism: Paramecium primaurelia
Lineage: Eukaryota; Ciliophora; Oligohymenophorea; Peniculida; Parameciidae
Source: the annotation of a GenBank genome assembly
AUGAAAGGUGAGAUUUCUUUUCAAAAUAACGAAAAUAACUAAAAUGUUAUGGUUAUUACAUAUGACUGUGAAUCCAAUAUUUAAUUUAAAGGUAAAUUAGAAUAGCUAACAUGGGAAAAAUAAAAAAAAAUAAACUUAAAGGAUGUCAAUAAAGAAAACAUUUGUUUACUUGAAAUAAAGUCAUUCACUAAUGAAUAAGUAUAAGGAAAUGGUCGAUAACCAUUUACUGUAAAAUAUAAAUGUGAUAGUUCGGCAAAAACAUUGUUAUAGAUUUUAUAAGAGGAACCAAAUAAAGUUAAAAAAAUACUCUAUUUCUAUAAAUUAAUAGAUUUGGCAAAUAUUCUAAAGAAAUAAAAAAUAGUUCAUAUGAACUUGAAAUUAUACAAUAUUAUAUGGUAUAAGUAAAAAUUUUAUCUGAUUAAUUUUGGAUACUUAGAUACAUAUCCUUCUCAAUAUGUUACUAGUUUAAAUUAUGGUAAUGAACAACAAUAUGAGACUGAUCGUUAAAGAUAUUUAUAUCCUUAUUUAACUUAAAAUUUUUUGACUUUUAUAAAAGAUAAUUUAGGAAAUAAAGACCUAAUUGAGAAACAUUUAAAAAAUAUAUCAGAAGAGAAGAAGCAAAAAUAUGAUCUAUAUGCCUUAGGGAUCAUGAUGUUGGAAUUAUUUGUACCCUUAGAAAAAAUAUAUAAAAAUUUUUAAAUAUAAACUUAUGAUAAAAAAACAAAAAAAUAUAAUAUUAUAGAGUAGUUAAAAAGGAUCGAUGAUUGUUAAGAUAUUUAUGGAAAAGAUACUUGCGAGAAAAUUAAAUAAAUUCUUAAUGAUAUUUUUAUUGAAAAAAAAUUACCAUCAGAGAAAGAUUAUAAUUCUAUAAUACAAAUUUUUGAAAAUAUUCAAAAAUAAUAAGAAGAAUUACAAGAAUUACAAAAAAGGGAAGGACAAAGAGAAAAUGAUAUUGGUCAACAAUAGCAUAUUCAAAGAAAUUCAACUAUUAUUUAUGAGGAAAAUUAAUCAUUUAUUAAUAAUAGCUUUGAAAGUAGACCUUUACUUUAAGAAUAAAUUUUAUAAUAAAAAAUGAAUCCUUAGCAUGAAAGUUAUGUCAAAGAUCUUAUAGAUAAACAAUAAAUCUAUGAUUUCGAUCCUAAAUUAUUAUAUUAUUUAAAUCAUAUGGAUCUAAUGGAUUAUUAAAAUAAAAUAAAGGAUACACCAACUCUUGAUCAUAUGAAAAAAAAAGGAAAGCAUCUAUAGCGUUUAUUAAAUAUGGAUUAUCUCAAAAAUAAGAAAUAUAAUGAAUUCUCUCAAUUAGAUAAAGAAGAUAGAUUUUACCUAUUAUAAAAUUAUCUUAAAGAUAAAAAUAAUUAAAUUGAUACUGAUAUUUAAGAAGCAAUUGAAAGUUUAAACUAAAUCCCAGACAAUUAAUUUUAAUUUAAUGAAAUUAAAAAAAAUUCACCAAUCAUCUAACUAAACACUGAAUAAAGUUUUCUCGAAAAGCUAAAUCGAUAAAUGCCAGUCAUAAAACGCUUUAUAGAAUAUUAAAUGUUAUUUUUACUGAAUUAGAACGAUUAAUAAUUUAAUUGGAAAUUUGAAGAUGAAUAAGAAAAGUAAAUCAACAAAUAUUAAAUGAUUUGUGCGAAAGUGAAAGUGUUGGAUAAAAAUGAAAUUUGGUAUUUUUUUGACUUAGAAAGAAUGGAAAAUGCUCAAUUAAAUUAAGAAAUUACAUAAUUACAUAUUGGAAAUAUUGAAGAUAAUCAAUUUAAAGGCAGAAUUAUUGAAUAUAUACCAAAAGUUAGUAAAAAUGUAAACCCGAAAAAGAAAGGCUUAAUUGUAGAUUAUGAAGAAGUAGAAGUUAAUCUUCAUGAUAUGUUCAAAAAAGGCGAAAAUGUUAAAAUUACUACUUAUAAAUAAAACAAUUUUGAGAAGAUAUCAGUUUAUACAGGAAAUUUAAAGAACAAUGAAUAUCAUGGAGAAGGUAAGAUUAUAGACUUGUAAAAUAAUUAUUAUUACUAUGGAGAAUGGAAGAAUGGCAAAAAGGAUGGAAAAGGAGAAUUUAAAGUACUAAGUACAGAGUUUUAAUACAAAUAUGAAUUUAAGGAACUGAAAGGAAUAUUUUCAGAUGAUCAUAUUGAACAAGGUUCUAAAAUCAAAUUUUUUCCUAAUCUUAAAUUUCAACCCAAUACUCUUUCUCCAAACUAAAACUACGAAGAAGGCAGUGGAAAUUUUUAUUUUGAAGAAGCUGUGAAAGUUUAUUAUUACAAAGAUAAAUAUAGAGUAAAGAUUGAAAGUUCACAAUUAUAUAAAGCAAUUUAGAAUAAAUUAAAAAAUUUAUGUUGUAAUUUAUCAAAUUUAUGCAAAAAGUAGUGA